CGUGCCUGCCAGGGUCCGCUGGACUACAACUCCCGGCAGCCUCAGCCAGGCCGGCCGAGGCUCAGCGCUGAUGGGAGUCGUAGUCGCUGAAGGAACCCAUAGAGGUGGCCCCCCUCCCGCCUCUCAGUAAGCCCCAAGGAAAUGGGAAAGGGAAGGGAGGGCGACGAGGAGGAGGCUUUCGGCGUGGCGGGGUGCCGCCGGUGGUGUACCACCCCCCCUCACGGGCAGGGCAAGCGGAACUGUCGAGCAGGGGUCUCGUUUCCCGGGCGACUCCUGAAGCGUGUAACACAAGAGGCCGAGACGGGCUUCCUUUAUCCGAGGCGCGCUGCAUGCUGGGAGACCGGCGGGCGAGGAAACGGAGGCACGCCGUUGCGGAGAGCGGGAGCGCCUGACGGUUUGAACACAUCCAGCUUCAGUCAUGUCUAUCGGAGUGCCAAUUAAAGUCCUGCAUGAAGCAGAGGGUCAUAUUGUGACCUGUGAGACGAAUACAGGAGAAGUAUACCGCGGAAAGCUCAUUGAGGCUGAGGACAACAUGAAUUGUCAGAUGUCCAACAUCACAGUGACCUACAGAGAUGGGCGUGUGGCGCAACUAGAGCAGGUGUACAUUCGGGGGAGCAAAAUCAGAUUCCUCAUCUUGCCCGAUAUGCUGAAAAAUGCACCAAUGCUGAAAAGUAUGAAGAACAAAAACCAGGGCUCUGGGGCCGGAAGGGGCAAAGCUGCUAUCCUGAAAGCCCAGGUGGCUGCCAGAGGAAGAGGGCGUGGCAUGGGACGUGGCAACAUUUUCCAGAAGCGGCGGUAACUACGGACGCAGGCUUUUCUCACUGAAUUGGAAACUGUAGUUGUAGAAUGUGGUGGCGAUGGGCUUUUGUGUUAUUCAAUAAAUGUGUUUCUUACAAAA
Messenger RNA from Zootoca vivipara (common lizard), 898 nucleotides. RefSeq names its product small nuclear ribonucleoprotein D3 polypeptide (gene SNRPD3). Gene Ontology annotation, molecular function: RNA binding. The record is from RefSeq and is a predicted model, not a curated record. Gene Ontology annotation, biological process: spliceosomal snRNP assembly; RNA processing. Gene Ontology annotation, cellular component: spliceosomal complex. Lineage: Eukaryota; Metazoa; Chordata; Lepidosauria; Squamata; Lacertidae.